CUUCCUCUUCUUAUUCUCUACAAAAUCCACAACUGAAAUCAAAUAUCCAUAGACAGCCUUGAGAGAAGCAGAUCUAGCAACAUUAUCAUGGAAUCCGCAACCGAUAACUGUAAGAAGCCGAGUCUAAUCGGCACCAAAUCCAAAUCGACGUCUAAAUCAUUCCGACUCCGUAGUUCAAGCCUCAACUCCGUAAGGCUUCGCCGCGUAUUCGACCUCUUCGAUAGUAACCACGACGAAAUCAUCACCAUCGACGAGCUUAGCCAGGCUCUCCUCCGCCUCGGACUCGAAGCGGAUCUAUCCGAACUCUCUUCCAUAGUCAAAUCCCAAAUUCAACCAGGUCAAAUCGGUCUAGACUUUCUGGAUUUCGAAAUUCUUCACAGAUCCCUUAACGACACCUUCUUCGCCGGCCUCGAACAGGGUGAGAAGGAGGAAGAAUCUGGGGAUUCAAAGAAGUCACAGGAAGAAGUGGAUCUGAGUGAGGCGUUCAAGGUGUUUGAUGAAGAUGGUGAUGGAUUUAUAUCUGCAAACGAAUUGCAGACUGUUUUAGGGAAGCUAGGAUUUGUUGAAGGAAAAGAGAUUGAUGGAUGCAAGAAAAUGAUCUUAUCGGUGGAUAGUAAUCACGACGGCCGUGUCGAUUUCCGCGAGUUCAAGGUCAUGAUGCGCACCACUGUCCUCGUUAAUUCCUCUUAAUUACUCAACCGUCUUCUUUCAAUUCUCUGCUACUACUUUUCACUCAUAAUAUCUAAUUCUUAAUCUUUUCCAUCUU
This is a messenger RNA of Impatiens glandulifera, 766 nucleotides long. Its product is annotated as calcium-binding protein CML42-like. The coding region runs from base 88 to 690 and encodes 200 amino acids. Gene Ontology annotation, molecular function: calcium ion binding. The record is from RefSeq and is a predicted model, not a curated record. Lineage: Eukaryota; Viridiplantae; Streptophyta; Magnoliopsida; Ericales; Balsaminaceae. The transcript is spliced from 2 exons.